UGUACCGGAAGUGUAGAAGGGGAAACAAGAAUAGUCUUUCCCCUUGGGCGCCGACCGUAGCAAGAAAUUUGUCCCUCAGUGACAUCCGUAGGGAGGGCGGGGUUAUUCCGAGAGAGCCCCUGGGUAGUUUUUCGGAGGCUUCUUUGGCUCAGUAGAGGAACGGCAGUCGAGACCAUGUUCCGCCUUGAGGGUCUGGGGCCCAAGUUGGACCCGGAGGAACUGAAGCGCAAAAUGCGCGAGGACGUUCUCUCUUCCAUCCGCAACUUCCUCAUCUACGUAGCCGUGCUGCGCAUCACUCCAUUUGUUUUAAAGAAGUUGGACAGCAUAUGAUAGUAAGAGCUUCGAGGAUUGCCUACAUGAAAGACCAUGGAAUGCUUUUCUAAGAAUGGACUAUAGACAUUACCUUAACAGAUGGAUCCUGAACAUUUCCAUAUGAAGAUUGUAGAGCUAAAAAAGUAAAAUACUUUUUGUCACUUUUUCUUUCCAUGUGUCAGACGUUUGUUCUUGCCUUCAUGUUGGUGCAAUCUUGUUCUUAUUCAGAGCUUAUAAUCAGGCCUGAUUUUGGAAAGCUGCUAAAUAUGUAUUGGAAUAUAAUUAUAUCUGAAGUGUUAAUAGUGAUAUUGUUGUCACUAUACAGUUUCUGUAUGAAAUCUUAUGGAUAUAUCCUGAAAGAUUAAAAUAAAUGGAGUAUAUGUUCUAA
Messenger RNA from Thamnophis elegans (Western terrestrial garter snake), 700 nucleotides. RefSeq names its product translocase of outer mitochondrial membrane 5 (gene TOMM5). The transcript is spliced from 2 exons. Lineage: Eukaryota; Metazoa; Chordata; Lepidosauria; Squamata; Natricidae. The record is from RefSeq and is a predicted model, not a curated record. The coding region runs from base 175 to 330 and encodes 51 amino acids. Gene Ontology annotation, cellular component: mitochondrial outer membrane translocase complex.